AUGGCUGAAAUAGUCUAUCAAAUUUUUACAUGGCCUUUAAAAACAUUUCAGUCACCAUCUGCUGUUAGGAGAAGAAAUAAACCACCAGGAAAAAGAUUAGCUGAUAGAAGAAUAUCAUGUAAAGAUCUGGGUAAAGGUGACUGUGAAGGCUGGCUAUAUAAAAGAAAGACUAGAGAUAGAGGACCUUUAACUAAACAUUGGGUUAAAAGAUGGUGUAUAUUAAAAAAUAAUAAUUUAUAUUAUUACAAAGAAAAAGACGAUUUGAAAGCAGAAGGUGUUAUACAUUUACUGGCUUUUCAAGUAUCCCCUGCCACAGACAUUAAAACUAAAAAAUUUGCAUUUAAAGUUCACAAUGCAGGAACCACAUUUUAUUUUGGUUCAGAAAGACAAGAAGAUAUGAGCAAGUGGAUGAAUAAAAUGGGACUUGCUGCUAUCAAUUUUGACACUAGUAAUAUUAUGACUACAGGUGGCUUUAUUAAACCAGAAACUACUGUUAAAGCCCAAGGUUAUGGUGUUCAAAAUAUGUACUAUAGUGAAAGUGAAGAAGAAAAUGAUGACAAUGGGUCAUCUAUGACUGACAGUUGUUUAUCUUUAGCUAGUACCACAUCUAAGGACAGUGUCGCUACAUUAACUCCCUCUACACAGAACUCUCCAGAAAGACAAACUAAAGAUGCUGGUACAAACGAUGACCUUCAAGUCAUGAUUCGAAAUAUCCAGAAAUCUGAUCUUACUAUUGAUGGUGUUGAUCGUAAUAAAACCAGACGCAGUCAGAUUAAGUCUGUUGAUCUGCUCAAUGCCGCCUCCUCAGUAGAAAUAGAUAAACUUCGUAAACUUCAAUCACUUCAAAGAACUCUCAAGGCUAAAGAAAAUGAACUAAAUAGUAUAGAUAAAUUAUUAGCUGAUUCCAUUACUCCAGUUAAACUACAACAGUUUACAGAACAACACAAAGAUUUAAUAACCAAACGUAGAUCUUCACGCAAAGAUAAAAACGCUAAGUGA
Lottia gigantea (owl limpet) is the source of this 999-nucleotide messenger RNA. RefSeq lists its product as hypothetical. NCBI's taxonomy places the organism in Eukaryota, Metazoa, Mollusca, Gastropoda, Lottiidae. Bases 1 to 999 code for a protein of 332 amino acids. The transcript has 8 exons. The record is from RefSeq and is a predicted model, not a curated record.